Molecule: messenger RNA, 1761 nt
Organism: Centruroides sculpturatus (bark scorpion)
Lineage: Eukaryota; Metazoa; Arthropoda; Arachnida; Scorpiones; Buthidae
Product: ecdysone 20-monooxygenase-like
Exons: 10
Coding region: 125-1708 (527 amino acids)
Molecular function (GO): heme binding; monooxygenase activity; oxidoreductase activity, acting on paired donors, with incorporation or reduction of molecular oxygen
Source: RefSeq, a predicted model, not a curated record
UCGGUCCAAUUGGCCGCAGCGACCGAAUAAUGUUAAACGUGUUUAUACAGUAUAUCGGGGUGUGUUAUAUACAGUAUGAGCACAUCACAGGAACCGCUUGCUACGGUGCUGGACACCCAUUUGAAUGAUUACUUUAGGAAUUAUGUGUACGUCAUGCUGGAGGAAGAGCAUUCGAUAUAUAGCAUCGGGCCGUCUUUUUGCGUCAUCGAGGGCCUCUUUACCUUUGGACGAUGCACGCGACGAUAAGAAAGUUGAAAUGUUAACGGCACUGAAAAGGGCGCCUUCUUUGCACGAUCUUCCCGGGCCAAAGCCGUCGUUUCCAUUUAUAGGAACUGGAUGGCAAUAUUUUCGAUGGAGCAGAUAUAAUUUAUACAAAUUACACGAAGCUAAUUUGGACAAGUACAGACGCUACGGCCCCAUCGUCAGGGAAGAAUAUCAAUGGCGAAGACCGGUAGUACAUCUUUUCAAACCCGAGGAUUUCGAAACGGUUUUUCGUCAUCAAGGAAAAUAUCCUUUAAGACCAGUCAGCGAAUUUUUAAAAUAUUAUCGUUUGAACAAUCCUCAAAAAUACGACAGCGUCGGAUUAGUUAAUUCGGUUGGCGAGGAAUGGUAUCGACUGCGUUCGGCUUUAACACCGGUUCUGAUGAAAAUGAAAUCUCUACACGGAAUGUUAUCUCAUCAAAACGAAAUAUGCGAUGAUUUUCUCACAUUUAUUCGAAGAAUUCGUCAAAAAGACACCAACCAAAUUACAGAUCUUCAAGAUGUACUUUAUAGAUUAGCCUUAGAGUCCAUUUGCGUCAUGUGCAUGGAUUGCCGUUUAGGUAGUUUAGAUCCGAAAUUAAAACCAGAUUCCGAUGCUCAAAUUAUGAUCGCCGCGUCUAAAAAGAUGUUCGAAGCUUAUCAGAAAUUAUACUACGGUCUUCCUCUGUGGAAAUAUUUUAAAACUCCCGCCUACCAAAAAUUAGACGAAGCAGAAAGUGCAGUUUACAGUUCGGCCUCCAAAUAUAUCGAAAAGGCUUUAAAACGUUUGGAAAACGGAAAAGAUAAAAAGCACAACAAGUAUAACAGCGUUUUGGAGACUUUAGUUCAAGUUAAUGGUUUGUCAGAAAAAGAAACUCGAAUGGCCAUUAUCGAUUUCAUUUCUGGAGGAAUAUUCACAGUAACCAAUUCAAUGUGCUUCCUACUGUAUCAUCUUGCAAAGAAUCAAGAUGUUCAAGCAAAAUUGCAUGAAGAAUUACAGAGAAUUAUACCAGAUGGAGAGGUAACAACUGAACACUUAGCAAGUUUACAAUAUUUGAAAGCCUGCGUCAAAGAAACUUUCAGAUUGACACCUACAGUUCCUUGCCUUACAAGAAUUCUUCCAGAAGAUGUAAUAUUAUCUGGCUAUUUAAUUCCAGCUGGGACACCAUUAUUCUGUCAUUUUAAAGUUUCUUGUGAACUUAGUGAAAAUUUUCCUUCUCCCAAAUCAUUUUGGCCUGAACGAUGGUUAAACAACAGAAAUUCUAUACAUCCGUUCUGUAUGCUGCCUUUUGGAUUUGGUAAUAGGAUGUGUGUUGGCAGGAGAUUCACUGAAAUGGAAUUAUAUAUUACUGUUGCAAAGAUAAUUCAAAAUUUUCAUCUAGAAACUAUCCAUGAGAAAUUAGGCAUAAUCCAGGCUUUCAUUACUGUUCCCUCUCAUCCAGUAGCAAUAAAAUUUCAUGACAGAUGAUUUAUUUUUUAAUAUUUAAUUUUAGCAAAAUUAUAUAUAUAUAUGAUGUACAG